AUUUAUUUGUACCAAUAAGAAAAGCCCACGCAUUUUGCUGACAGUUCUUUAAAAAUGGCCACGCGGUGGACGAUAAAUCAGCUCUUUCUGUAUUUUUUAAUUAUUUUUUCAUCAUUAUCAAAUAUAUUGACAGUGAAUGGAAACCGAUAUGUAACUUGUAGUUCAGUAUUAAAAUUAUUAAAUGUUGAUUACAAUGUCAGACUACACUCUCAUGAUGUAAAAUAUGGUAGUGGCAGUGGUCAACAAUCAGUUACUGCUACAGAAGCUAAAGAAGAUGCUAAUUCUUACUGGCUAAUAAAAGCUCCUACAGGAAAAUUUUGUGCUAGAGGUAAACCAAUCAAAUGUGGUGGAACUAUUAGGUUAGAACACGUAAAUACAAAAAAAAAUCUUCAUUCACACUUGGUUCGUUCCCCUCUGAGUGGAAAGCAAGAAGUAUCAGCUUAUGGUGAUACUAAAGGUGAAGGAGAUACUGGAGAUCAUUGGAAGGUUGUUUGUCAAUCAGAUUUUUGGGAAAGACAAGAGCCUGUGAUGCUUCAACAUAUAGAUACUCAAACAUAUUUAUCAGUCAGUGGUAGAACUUAUGGGUCGCCUAUCGCAGGGCAAGCUGAAGUAGUAGGAGAACACUCAUCAAGUGGCCAUACUCAGUGGCAAGCUAUGGAAGGCUUGUUUAUAAAUCCAUCUGACUUCAAAAAUCAUCAUAUACACCAUACUGAAUUGUAAAGUUUACUCAAUAGUACUAUAAUCAAAUGUUAAC
This is a messenger RNA of Chelonus insularis, 754 nucleotides long. RefSeq names its product stromal cell-derived factor 2. NCBI's taxonomy places the organism in Eukaryota, Metazoa, Arthropoda, Insecta, Hymenoptera, Braconidae. The coding region runs from base 55 to 720 and encodes 221 amino acids. The transcript is spliced from 4 exons. The record is from RefSeq and is a predicted model, not a curated record.